Linum trigynum is the source of this 1033-nucleotide messenger RNA. NCBI's taxonomy places the organism in Eukaryota, Viridiplantae, Streptophyta, Magnoliopsida, Malpighiales, Linaceae. The record is from the annotation of a GenBank genome assembly.
UCGACGACUCAUCCAUAUUAAUCUCGACAUUUUACGUGUAUGUAGAAAGCCAACGGAUCGAGGAGAAUGUCUUCUUCAUCACUAUCGCUUCAGUCAGCUGUUGAUGGUGCUGUACCAACUCGCCAAAAGGAAGUCGGUGCAAUAGUAGGUCGAGCCUCAGAAAGCUUCCAUCCAACAAUUUGGGGCGAUUGCUUCAAUGGCAAAGUUGACCUCUCGCUCCAGACUAACAAAAUGAGACACCCCAAGUACCAAGCUCUCAAGGAAGAGGUGAGGAAGAUGGUGGUGGAUGAUGCAGUAAGUGGAGAUGAUGAUCAGGAGGCAACAAUUGCCAACAAGCUCCAACUGAUAGAUACGAUCCAACGUUUAGGCGUCGGGUAUCACUUUGAAAUGGAAAUUGAUGAAGCCCUUGAAAAAGUACAUGCUUUUGGAGAUGACUUAUUUAUCAAUAUCGAUGAUAACAAUACUGCCGAUCUCUACUAUGCGGCUCUAAAGUGUCGACUGCUCAGACAACAAGGCUUUUCGGUUUCACUAGAUGGAUUUAAGAAGUUGAAGGACAAUGAAGGACUAUUCAAGGAAGGGUUGGCAUCAGAUGAGCAAGGACUGGUGAGCUUGUACGAGGCAACGCACAUGACGAUCAAUGGAGAGAUCAUAUUGGAUGAAACCCUAACUUUUACGACGACGACCUCAAGUCAAUCCUCACAGAUAAUAUCCUCAACCACUCAUUCCAAAAGAAAAUUGGCUUUGCCCUUCACUUUCCGGUUUGGAAAUGCAUCCCAAGGUUGCUUACUAGGCAUUACAUCGAGUGUGUUCAAUGCAUCCAACUCAAAAACUAGUCUUAAGGUGUCGAAUUUUGAAUUUUAAUUUGUAGAAUUAGUGUAAUAUGAUGAUAUAACAUUUGAUAACAACUAAUUACCGGUCCCUAAGCCCUAGAUCUCCAAUUUUGAGUUCUAUCCCUAAACCCCAAAUUGUAAACCCUAACGCUAACCCUAAAUCUCUAAACUCUAAAUCCUUCAAAUUAAAGUAAAAUUUUAAU